This is a messenger RNA of Larimichthys crocea (large yellow croaker), 2948 nucleotides long. RefSeq names its product asporin (LRR class 1) (gene aspn). Bases 565 to 1665 code for a protein of 366 amino acids. The record is from RefSeq and is a predicted model, not a curated record. NCBI's taxonomy places the organism in Eukaryota, Metazoa, Chordata, Actinopteri, Sciaenidae. The transcript has 8 exons. Gene Ontology annotation, molecular function: protein binding.
CAAACAGCUCCAGCAGCAGCUGUAUGGACUAUGUUCAACUGAAUGCCAACAGGCCUUAGUGUAGGACCCAUGUCGAUGUAAAAUAUUUAAUAUGGCAGUCGGCCGUGAAGAGAGGGGAGGUGACAGACCUACCAGUAUGUUCUAUAUAAAGAUUUGAGCAUUCAGGAGUCUAAAGCUAACUAUCCUGGCAUCACUUCAAAGCUCCUGAUGAAAAGCACAUGACUGAAGUCCUAACAAUGCCUUUUCAAUCUUAGCCCCUGAGAAGUACAGAUGGUGUGAUCUCAGACAGAGUCAAGAGCUCUUAACUGAAACUGAACCUCUCACCCUAACAGCAGAGGUUUUCCGUCGGCGGGGGUGUUCAGGGGGCCGUUUUUUUUUUUUUUCUGGAGAGAGAGGGUGAUGCUGUUCUCUGUUCAGUGGGAAUGUAUUGACUGAGGAUCCAACUCUCAGCCUUCCAGCUGGACCCUGCUUCUCCUCUGCUCACUGUGUGGGGUUUAUACUAGGACACAAACACACCUGACGGCUGAGCUCUCCCUGGUUGCUGUCUGACUGACCGGCCUAACCAUGAGGGUCUUCCUCCUGCUUUGCCUGCUGGCACUAGGCAACGCCAAACCCUACGAGCCAAUCAACGUCAUGGAGUUCAUGAAACACUAUGACAUCAUGAUGGCUGAUUCGGAUGACGAUGAUGACGACGAAGAAGAAGAAGACGACGAUGACAAUGAUCUUGAUGAUGAAGAUGAGGACUGUCCGUCUGGUUGCCAUUGCUCACCCAGAGUGAUGCAAUGCUCAGACCAAGGUCAGAUCUCUGUUCCAGAGAAGAUUCCUGAAGACACUGUGAUCCUCGACCUCCAAAACAAUGAUAUCACUGAGAUCAAGGAGGAUGACUUUAAAGGCCUCCACAAGCUUUAUGGCCUGUUUCUGAUCAACAACAAGAUCUCUAAGAUCCACCCCAAGGCCUUCAGACACCUGAACCAUCUCAGACUGCUGUACCUCUCCUACAACCUGCUGACUGAGAUCCCCGCAAACCUGCCUCCCAAUGUUGUCGAGCUCCGCUUCCACGAAAACAAGAUCAACAAAAUUCAGAAGGACGCGUUUAAAGGCCUGAGGAAACUCCACGUGCUGGAGCUGGGCGCCAACCCUCUGGCCAACAGUGGGAUCGAGCUGGGAGCAUUUAACGGCUUGUCAACCCUGUACGUCGGUAUGGCGGAGGCCAAACUAACUGCUAUACCAAAAGACUUCCCAACCAGCAUGACAGAGCUGAACCUGGACUACAACAAGAUCAUCAAGGUGGAAAUAGAAGACUUCAUCAGAUAUAAAAAUCUGCUGAGGCUAAGACUAGGCUUUAACCAGAUCAAGUCUGUAGAAAAUGGCAGCUUUGCCACCAUCCCGAACGUUCGUGAGAUCCACCUGGACAACAACCGUUUGAAAAAGGUCCCACCAGGCCUCAGCUCCCUGCGCUACCUCCAGGUGGUUUUCCUCCAUGGCAACAAAAUCAGCAGCGUGGGAGUCAACGACUUCUGUCCCAGCAGGCCCAGUAUCAAGAAGAACCUGUAUACAGGCAUCAGUCUGUUUGCCAACCCUGUUAAAUACUGGGACAUCCAGCCAGCCACCUUUCGCUGCGUGAGCGGACGAAGGGGUGUUCAGCUCGGAAACUUCAGAAAGUAGAAGAAGGGAGUGAAAGUGAUAUGUUCCAGACAGCUCAGAGAUGGAAAACUGCCAGUCGUUACAGUAUAACGAAGGGGCUGGGAAUAAUUCUGAUAGAUUAAACAAGAUGAAGCUGCACUCCUAAAGUGUUAGCUGUUCAGGAAACGAGAGAAAACUCAUUAUAUUGAUGUAUGUUAGAAACGUAGUACAUGUUGUUGAAUGCUGGUACAAUUUACACAUAAAAGUUCUUGGACAGGUCAAAAAAUGGAUGUUGGUGCUGAAGAUAUUAAAUCAUAAGCUACAACACUAAGAUAAUGUUUUCAGUAAGUAGACAGGGGGGAGGGGGGGACAUAAUACCAUGAACAGCUGUACUUUAUAAUGAAAUUCAGCCCUGUCUACCUUUGCGAGGUGCAUUCAGUGAGGCCAUGCUUACCUUCUGUCUCUGAACUUUUGCUGUGUAAACUUUCCCAGGAAUAAAGCGCCUCCCUCUGGUUACUUUUUAAAACAAAUCCACCCAAUGACUUGACUUGAGUAGCAUUACAGGCUUUUUUAGUUCUUUCCUUUCUCGUAUAAGAAUAAGACAGUAGAGACAGAGAGAUACAGUAGCUUAAGUUGUCUUUAUAACACUUCUGAACAACAACAAACAAAAUAGUCUUUUUCCCUCUUUUGUCAUUUUUUUCUUUACAUAUUAUAUUUACGCCUUUUUUUUGUUUUGUUUUUUUUUAAGUUGAGAACGAAAUUAUCAUUAAAGAGUCACUAUAGUCCAGAGCUGUAACAUAACAGGAGCUUAAAAACCUUUUCCUCCCAGCAGAAGUCUGUACAGUCAACGAAUGAUGGUGGCAUCAUUUAGUGCAACGAGUCACUUUGAAGUCCGAUGUCUGUCUUCAUGUGGAUGUUUUAUAUUAUCUCACUGCAUGUCUGUAUUGUCCUUAUUUAGAACCUGAGAGCUACAUGUCAGACUGGAAUAUACAUUGUUGUUGAUAUAGACCCAAAAACAUCACAUUGUUUUAAUGAACUAUAGCAACCAGGUGAGCUACAGUUAUCAUUGAAAUUAUAAGCAGGUAAUGGCUUCUUCCUUACAAACAUGUUCCUGUUUCCUCCAGUGAUAUCUCCUCAGAAAUGGUGCUAUAUUUAUUUAGUAUCUUUAAAUAAAAACUGAAACACCUCUCCAUUCAUGUCUUUUCUUUUUGUCAAAAUGAAACUGGGUUUGUGUCGGGAAGUUAACAUCUGAUUAACAUCUCUCAGGCAAAGUUGUGAUUUUAGGUUACAUGAAGAAAUUUGACUCAUUAUAUCAGAUAACGCUU